Messenger RNA from Lathyrus sativus (Indian pea), 1578 nucleotides. The record is from the annotation of a GenBank genome assembly. NCBI's taxonomy places the organism in Eukaryota, Viridiplantae, Streptophyta, Magnoliopsida, Fabales, Fabaceae.
AUGGAGACAUUGAAUUUCCUCUUAAUAACCUUAACGAUUGUCAUGUCUAUUUCAACAACAACAUCACAAUCACCCAUUCAAAAUUUUAUCAAUUGUUUUUCUCCUAAUUCCUCUGUCUCUCAAGUCAUUUACACACCAAACAAACCUUCAUUCUCAACCAUCCUCAACAUGAAAAUACUUAACAAGAUAUUUAAACAAGCAACAACACCAAAACCCUUGGCAAUUAUAACUGCAAAAGAUGCUUCUCAUGUCCAAGCAACAGUUAAAUGUGCCAAAAGUAACAACAUUCAAAUUAGAAUCCGAAGCGGCGGUCAUGACAGUGAAGGUUUCUCGUACGUAUCAGAUGUGCCUUUUGUUGUACUCGAUACAUUGCAUCUCAAUUCAGUUGAUGUCAAUGUACAAGAAGAAACAGCAUGGGUUGAAUCAGGUGCAACAAAUGGUAAGAUUUAUUAUACCAUUGCAAAGAAAAGUGAUUCGCUUGCUUUUCCAGCUGGGGUUUGUUUUACUGUAGGUUCUGGUGGUCAUUAUUCUGGUGGUGGAUAUGGAAAUUUGAUGAGAAAAUAUGGUCUUUCGGUUGAUAAUAUCAUUGAUGCAAAAAUUGUUGAUGCCAGCGGAAACAUUCUUGACAGAAAAUCAAUGGGAGAAGAUCUAUUUUGGGCUAUAAGAGGUGGUGGUGGAGCUAGUUUUGGUGUUAUUCUUUCAUGGAAAAUCAAAUUGGUUCACGUUCCUCCACAAGUUACUGUUUUCAAUGUCUCAAGGACUGUGGAUGAAGGUGCAACUAAUAUUGCUUACAAAUGGCAAUUUGUUGCACCAAAAUUCGACAAAGAUCUUUUCAUUAGAGUCGUUCAUAAUGUUGUUCAAAUUGGUGAAACAGGUAAAAAGACGAUGCAAAUUAAUUUUGUUGGUCAAUUUUUGGGGACAGUUGAAAGGCUUUUACCUUUGGUGAGUGAUAGUUUUCCAGAAUUAGGUUUGAAGAAAAGUGAUUGCAUAGUAAUGCCUUGGAUUAAUAGCACUGUUUUUUGGUAUGAUAAACCAGUUGGCACUCCAAUAGAAUCAAUGUUGGAAGGUCCAAAAGAAUCUGAUGCCAUGUAUUUCAAACGUAAAUCUGAUUAUGUGAAGAAACCUAUUCCAAAGGAAGUUAUAGAAUCUCUAUGGAAGUUGAUGAUUGAAGGUGAGACUAUGUUUGUGCAAUGGAAUCCUUAUGGCGGAAGAAUGGAGGAGAUAUUGCCAUCAGAAACACCGUUUCCUCAUAGAGCAGGGAACUUGUUCAUGAUUGGGUAUUUUAAUAAUUGGAUUGACGAAUCUCAUGGAAAUACUAAAAUUCAUUUGAACUUUUCGAAAUCGGUUGAAGAAUUCAUGACUCCCUAUGUCUCAAAUUCUCCUAGGGAGGCAUUCCUCAACUAUAGGGAUGGUGAUGUUGGUGUUAAUCAACAUAGUAAUGUAACGAAAUUUGACAUUGCUAGAACUUAUGGAACUAAGUAUUUCAAAGAUAAUUUUGAAAGAUUGGUGAGUGUGAAAACUAAAGUUGAUCCAGAGAAUUUUUUUAGAUAUGAACAAAGUAUACCUACUAGGAUAUAG